CAAGUGAAAAUUAUAUAAUUAUAGUAUAUUGACAUUGUUUUUAAUGUUUACUCUAUACUGUGGAGGUAACAUUUCUACAUUGAUGGUCCCCACAUUUAGCUGCUUACUAUGAACUUUGGCUAUUUCAGAAUAUCGCUGAGAACCUGGAGUGUGAAUUAUAAGCCUUAGUUCAAUACAGCAAGCUUGGUGAUGGCCCAGGCGUGAGGUUUACAGCAGUCUGUGCCAUCUCAUUCAGAACAGAUUUUGCAAGGAAGACAGUGUGUAGUGUCCAGUCUUACUGAUUGCCCAAUAAAGCAAUUAGUGUUCACACCUAUAUCUAGAAAAUUACCAAGUUGGGUGGAGAGGACACACUGGGUAGAGUCAGCGUCCUCUGCACUUCCCUUCUGAUGACUUUAGAAAGGCUUUUAUUUUGCUUUGGUUUUGGUCCAGGCCAAAAUAAGAGCGCAGUAACCCACUUACGAUGACUAAAAUCUAGUAGCGAUCCUUCUUCACUUGCUGUUUGGCUCCUGUAGUUUCGGGAGUGUUUGUUUAGCUGUGUGACUAACUUCUUGAGGAUUUAGCACAGACAGGAAUCUCCAUUGAGAAAACACGCUCCUUCUUGCCACUGCUGGCUAUUUCUGUGUUUAUUGUCUAUUGGGAAGAGGUGAUCCAUGUUCACAGCCCACCCACCCCACACUUGAGCUCUUCUGCCCAUGGAGCAUGCUCCCCAGACCUUACGGCUUGCUUCUUCUGCCUUUCCCCUCUCCAGGGUCGGGGUCUUACUGCACUCUGUAGAGGUUUUGCGGUUCGCAUGGCUUUGUUUUCUUGAAAGCAUGCUUUAAAGCACAGUGAUUCCUCGUUGGUUGGAAGUGUGUGUUUGUGUGUGUACGUGUGUGUGUGUGUGUGUGUGUGUGUGUGUGUGUGUGUGUGCGUGUACAUGUGUGUGAGUGCACAUCUGUGUGUGUUCCUCAGUGUAUAUGUCUGUAGGUAAAUUUAUUUGAUGCAUCUUAGAAUCAUAACAAGUAAUCAGUAACUUCAGCCAUGUGGGUGCAUCUUGAAGACUCCUUUUCUAGGGUGUAUUCUUGAAAUUCUCAGAAUUUCCCAUCACCGCACAGCUAGGACUGAAAUGGAGCCAGACACUAAGUUGUAGCAUUUGCCGGGUUCUCUCCUAACCAUCCCUGGAGCCAUCUGGAGGACUUCCACUGUCGUGGCUUCUGUAAGCCAGACUUUCUGUGAGCUGCUUCUCGGGAUAUGCAGAAUUGGAGGCCAACCUCGGGAGGAUCUUUCUGACAUCGUUCCUGUAGCUGGUGAAGUCCCGAGAACAUACGUCUUAUAUUUGAUCUUGGUUAUACCUGUCAUUGCAUUGAAAGUUUUAGAUUUGUGGAUUGACAUAGAAAAACCUAAGUGGGCCACUGUGGUAGAUCUGUUAGUCACAAUAUUGAUGGUGAUGGUAUCUGCUUUUAAGGACAUGCGUUUCAAGUAUGCACAAAAUGCCGGCAUGAAAGGGUCAAUUGAGAGGCCCGGGAAUUAUUCAGCUAUAGACAUAAGCUUUGAUGAGGUCAUGGAGGAAAGUUGGAAACACUGCACUUUCAGUAGCUCACUGACAACUACGGGAUGCUCUUCUGAGCUCCUUUCCCACAGGCACUGCAAGGCACACUUAGACCUACAUGGAAGUAAUAGUCACCGAUUAUUAAGCAAGGACUUGGGCUAAAUACUUAACCCAUGUGACAGUGAAUACGUGAAGCAGUUCUGGAAUUAUCUCUGUGCAUCCACGUACCUAGGGCGUUUGGAAGGCUGUAUAUUAAAAAACCUGUGUCUGUAUUGUGAGAAAUGUAGUUCUUUUCAGUUUUAUCAUGAAAUGGUUCUGCAUGGACUCUGGUGUUCCAUGGCUCCUAUCAGGUGUGCUGUCCUUUGUCUGCAUGUAUUAGCUCUUUUCCUAUCAGCCCCCAUGCUUAGCGUGCUCUGUGUAACCCCAGCACAGUGUGUCAAACACUGGCUCUCAGCUCAGCUGUAUGCUAGUCACCCAUGGGAUCCCCAGGAGCAGCUCCUGGGCCCCAGGCCCAGAGCUCCUGAUAUUUUUAGUGUGGUAUAGGCAUCUAAUUUUUACCAGACCACCUAUAUGAGUCUCUGUCACAAAUCAAGAGCCCUGUGUCCUUUCUGCCAAAAGGUUGCUGUGACUUUCCUAGGAAUAGCUAUAGGUUAAAUUUGAGACUUGUUAGCUGAGGCUAAAGUGUAAGUGCAUUAAACCAGUAGACUGCUGUCUACUGACUAGCUCAGCUGACAAUACCUGGGGCAGAUUAGGUCAUGGGGCUGAGGGUUUUUCUUUCUGUUUGUCUCCCUGACCCUGUAAUGUAUUUUUCUAAUUUUAUUUUUGAGAGUUUGUUUGUUUGUUUGUUUUUCUCUCUUUUAAUUGCUUGUGGAAAUUCCCAACCUGAAAAGAAGUUGGGGAGGGUCCAUGUCAAAGCUUUCUCUCUCUCUCUGUACCUUUUAAAACUCGUCGUCUUUCUUGAGCCUUGAAGACCAACGUGACAAGCUGACUUUUCUACAUGGAAACAUCAGCGGAAGCGUGUCUUGGGUGCCCUCACCCAAACAGGCCAGAGGGGCUAAGCGGCCCUUUUACUGCCUCAGUGUUGUACUUCAGCUUGCAUAAAAUUGAAACCUCUUUUGAAGUUUUAUUACAUAAAGUUUGCAAGAGGAAUUUUUGUGAAGGGCAGGGUGACUCUUUGGGAGGAGUUGCGAUUUCAUCCUGUGACUGCGUCUUCUCCCUUGUGGUUUCUGGGUGGUUCCUUGCCUUGUUGUGCUCCUCUCAAGCAUAAGUGUCAGGCUGGCAUGGACAGAGUUUACCUUGUUGCCCAAAACAAACUCCUGAGCCGUAUGUCGUGGGGAAACUGAGGUUGAAACUCCAAAAUUUGAAGCCCAGAAAGAGCCAAAUACUUAGUAGCUUCCCAUAAACAUUUCUGACAUCUGAAGUCCCACAUGGUGCCUAUAUCCAUAUGUGUUCAGAAUGAUCUUUCUCAGGCAAAAAAAGAAAGUAUGAAUUCCAGAGGCUCUGGGUUUUGGAAGGUAGGGUUUACAAUAGAUUUUCUGUCUUGGUGAUCAAUUGACAAAUACUUUUCUAGGCAGGGGAGAUGCCUUCAGACUUAGAAAAUGGAUAGUAAGCAGAUGAGGUCAGUGACUGGGGACACUGUGGAAUGAUAGCCUCUGAAUUGCCAAUGUCAGUGUCCUUGUAGUGACUCAACUGGGUGUGGCUUCUGGUAGUUCAUAUGCAAGUGUGGGUGAGAGUGAGAGACAGUUGACUUUACAACUCAUAGCAGAGUUUUAUUUUAAACCCCUUUCCACACUGCCCCCAAACCUCAGGGAAUUUCCCACAGUGAGUGGAUCAGCUGGCCAACCUGCAGAGCUCUUGAUUUCGAGAUGGCAGUUGUGCUGUGGAGAUUAGGGUGUGACAUUCCAGGAAUGUGUUCCGCUGAGACAAGCCGAGAUGUCAGAGACGCGUCUGGUCAGCUGAGUCCCACAAAUAAAAGUUCUCCCUCCCUGCAACUGCUUAAUCUUAUUCCCACUCUCUCUUCUGUGUCCAUUAAACAUCACCAGGACUUGCUGAUGCUACCCACUUGAAGGUGGCGGCACACGGCGUUUGCGCAGUCUUUAGCCCAAUGCCUGUGAAAGUUUCUCUACAGACAGGAAGGGAAUCAAGCUCUACCAAGUCUUUAUUUAGUGAGUGGGAACUGACAGCACCAAACAGUCAUUUCCUUUGGAAGCUCACACCUGAGGUGAUCUAGCUUUUGUUUUUCCUAUGUUGGUCUGCAGACUCUGACCAUCUCAAUGUUUGUCUUGGUUUUGUGUUUGAGGUUUCAUCUAACCAGGUUUAAAUAAUAUAAUGGAUCAAUUCUUUCUUGUUUUUUUUAGAGAAUAGAGGAGACAAAAGUAUAUACAACUUUUCUUUGAAUGAUAAAAGUGAGUCAGGAAAUACAAAUAUCUUUCCUAAUGUUCUGUAAGUGGCUAAGUUAGGAUUUGAACCCAAGUCACAAUUCCCGGGCUGCCAGUACCUCAGUCACCCAUACUCUGAGGACAAUGGGCUCCUUGAAGGAGGCUAAGUUUAACUAAGAGUCUUCCCCAGGUAAUGUUUCUGUUUCCUCCCCUGCAAAUGCAGUUAUUAAAGUAAUUUGGUGUGAAAACAGGUCAUAAAAGAAGGGCUCUUUCAAACUUGCUUUCUGUUACCAGGAAGGUAAAAGGGCCUCUGAGCAAAUCGUUCUUCUAUUUUGAGUCCAUUGAAUGAGUUUUACAGGAAUGCUGGUAGCUGCUUUUCUCUCUGAAAGCCUGUGUGGAAAUAUAGAUUAUGUAUUCUUGAUAAACUCUUGUUAGGAUAUCAAGAAGGGAUGAGAUUGAGCAGCUUCUGGCUUAAGGGCAGUGAGGGCUGGGAGCAGAAGUCACUUCUUCAAGGGUCAGGGUUUAUGGCAUCUCCAGCAUAGCUUUAUCUGGUAAGCCCUGAAGUUUGCAAACAUAGUCAUCAAAGAGAAUAUACAUAAUGUGUAAUCUGUUCAACUUCUCUCUGAGAAUUUGCCAGAACUAUUUCCAGUAGUAAGAAGUUAGCAGUGUCUCCUCAGCCAUUGUCAUAUACCAGUUAAUGUUCUAUGUGGCCAACACCACUGCUUGUCUGCUUGUGCGUACUGUCCUUAAAACUCAAGUUCCUGCAUUGUGGUUGCUGUGGGCUGUUAUCAGAGCCAGCCAUAGACUUGGAGUUUGUGACUUCAGGAGGCCCUCUUGUCAACCAUGUACCAGAACGUGGAAGGAAGGAACAAGUGUGUCUUGCAACACAUGUGUCCUUCCCCAGUGACGCAUGGUCUUACCCUGGGCUCUUCUUGAAAGCUCUGGGGUGAACCAGAAAGCUACAUCGUUUUGCUUGUUAAGGAGUAAAACUUGUCCUCUUAAACAACUGAGGUUUUGGUGGAACCCAGCUGGCCAGGAAGUCUUAGCUUAUGUUUUUGUAACCUCCACUUUUAAAGGUGCCUUUGCACAGGCUUCAGGUGGGUCUUACAGAGACAGUGAGGACAGGGACCCAGUGGGAGAACUUUGGCCUUCACCUGUAAUUUGCCUAUUGACUCAAUUCCCAGGCUAGCAGCAGGCCUGCUGCCCAGUGAGUGCCUCAGCUCCACAGUGAGGCUGGGACUCCUCUGGUAGAGAGAGAGCUCCUGUGACACUUCUGGUUUGGCUUCUCUCCCAGAUGAUUGAGCUGUCCUGGCUCCCAGACGAUGGUUUCUGUCAUGUGAACAACACAGACAUCCUCACCAAGAACACUGUUCUGUUGGCUUUAGGGAUUUAUACUGUGAACCAUGAGGUUAACAUAUUGAGUCAUACCACUAGACCUGCCAGUUUUUCAGGGUGAAAAUCUAGUGGUGUCCUUGUCUGCUCUCCCCAUGAAAGGUGGUGAGGGAGGGGGCAGGGUUUCUGGCAGGAUCUGGGGCAGGGACUUGGAAGCACAAUUAAGAAUGUAUGUACUUGGGGCUGGGGAUUUAGCUCAGUGGUAGAGCGCUUACCUAGGAAGCGCAAGGCCCUGGGUUCGGUCCCCAGCUCCGAAAAAAAGAACCAAAAAAAAAAAAAAAAAAAAAAAAAAAGAAUGUAUGUACUUGCUGGUUGAGUCCUGGUCUGGUCUGAGGGUGUUUGUGCAAUUUGGGCCCCUUCCCCCUCAUUUAGAGAGAACUAAGGAAGACCCAAGGAAGAAAAUCCAUAGGUUUGGAUUUUCAAUUUAGCUUCUGUGCCUGCCUGGAUGACCAGUGGACUCAGAAGUACUAAUCAUCAAGGGGUCCUUGGCUGUUGGAUGUUAGGAAUUUGUUUUCCCAGGUGUCUGGGUGGGAUCGGAGUGGGAUGCCCUCCUCAUUUUCUUCUUGCAUUAGAGAACACUGGGAUGAGCGAGCAGAGACUACUGAGUGAAUUUCCCAGAGCCACUCCAAGACAUGGAACAUCCUUUAGGGACCGAGUGUGUGGGGAAGGGCGGUGCUGUCUCUCCACUGCAACGCCCUUUCCGUUUCCUGGUGGAAAGGAUGUUGAAACUUGCAGGGUUUCGGAUGCUUCUGCAACCUUUGACUGUAUCCUAUGAUUCUUUGGCAUUUGGAAUCUGCUGUCCUUGGGAAGAGAAACCAGACAAGAGGAAUGUGAGAGGAGAGGGAUAGCCAGAGAAAGAAGCAAGGCUGUCUUUCCCUUUCACGUGUUCUUGAUAAGAGGUCUGGAGUAGGAUCGCUGUAGCCCAGACUGCAUUGGGUGCCCUGAAAACUAAACUGACAUUGGAGGAGGCACUGAAAGCAAGUGAUGCGGCAGCUGGAGUGGAGACAGAGCCCCGCCCCUCCAUAAGGUUCUCAUGCACGCAGAGUUCGCCCUUGGACCUCUGUCUGUGCGUGUGACUUAGACUUAUUUUGACUCAGAAAUUUCAGAGAUCAUUUGAAAUGCUUGUAAUUUGGUGUUGAGAUCUUUAACUGGAGAAUUUACUGUCAAAUAGUGUCUUGGCUAAAAUAGCAGAACUGGAGGACAGAAGGUCCCUUCUGAACUUGUGAGUACAUGCAGAAACUCUGUUGGCUCCUAGGGUAGUGGGUGGCUAGCAGGAGCUUUGUGCUGCUGGCUCUUUUCCUGGUCCCCACCUGUGUAGGCCUAGUUUCCUUUGUACCAGCUCUAGGUAUAGAAAAACCUUGUGAAGAUCGCCAGUGAGUCAUCUCAUCUGCUCCCUUGGUAUGGACAGACAUCUUUAAAAUGUGUGGCAGAGGUCUCCGAUGAACCAAUUUAAACACUGUACAAAUCAGUCCAGCUUACAUGGGGCACUCGUGUGUCCUGCUUUAUGGAAAGCAAAUGUUACGUAUCCCCUGUGCUGUCCCUGGCAUUAUCAAAGGGAACGUGCUAGCAAGGGUGCUCUUACACUUGGAGCUUCUCGCCCAUUAGAAAACAAAAAAGCCUAAUCAUCUUCCUCUCCAUCCCCUAAAACUGGCUUUAUUUUCUGACCAUUGCGGUACUGAGAGGUCUUGCUUGUCUUGUUGAAGAGCAGCACAAAUGAGUCUGACUUUGAGCAGGACCACAGAUGGCUUGCAUUUCUCCCUUUGCUCAGCAAAGUGCACCUGCUCCAGACCUUUAGCUUUAAUUGCUUCCUUGUGCUCAGCAUAGCCAUAGUCAUCGGUAAUGCUAUAGAUGGAUUGCAUCGGGAUGUCCCAGAGGUGACUUCUUUCUCUGCCCUAGUGCCAAAAGCUGAGAUUAGAGAAGUGUUUUGGUGAGGGCCCAGCUGUCAGGGUGGAAUUCAUCCUUUCUUUCAGAUUGAUCUCAUUAAAAAGGAGCCAAAAAGUGACACACAGUUUCCUCGUUCAGCAACCACACAUGCCCUCUCUACUCAAGAGACGGGCCAGCUGCCCUGGUCCCCGUCAUGUCCUCCAGGCUGUGAACUCCCAGAGUGGAGCUCCAGCAAUGUCUCAGGCUCUGUCUGGCAUGUUGAGGGGACGCAAUGAAGAUAAUGAAUAAAAAAAAUAUUUUCUUAAGCAAAGGAUUUUUUAAGCGUGAGGAAUUGGGGAACUACCUAAAGGAUUUUGUGGUGAGUCUACUUCCUAUGGAUCUUAUUUGUGAAUGAGGUGACAGAGAAGCGAUCAGCCAGUUUUCCCAAAACUCUUUUGCUCUGCUCCAGGGAAAUGUUGAACACCUGGAGGGUGAGUCACAUCUGCAAAGCUAUUGCCAGCUUCAAAACCCUGACUAGUGGCUAAGGAGUGCUCAGUGCUCCCGUUGGUUAUAAAUGUUCUGGUGUUGUAAAACCAGAUCGAUCCAAAGACAGUUGUGGUCAGGCCAUCUGAUCAUGUAGACACUUAUGCUUUGUAUUCAGCAAGCAUUUAUUAAAAGGACACUGAUCGCCAAGGUCUAACAAGAUUUAGUCCCUGCUCUCAGCAUCUCUGAGACUAGCGGAAAAACAGAUGUGAAAAGCACUGCUGUGUGUGUACAGUAGUGUGGCAAGUAGUGUCCCUGUCCCAUAAAAGUGGCAUUGUCGGAAUGAAUCCUGAAAAUGGUCUGAUGAGGAAGGAAAGCAUAGGUCGUUGAGAUGGCCCAGAAGAUAAAGACAUUCACUCACUGCUGUUACUGAUGACUUGAGUUCAAGCCCUGGAACCCAUGGGAGAUGGAGAGAACCAAUCCCUGAAAGUUGUCCUGUGUGUGCACAUAUGUGCACCUAAAAAGGAAAACAGCCUAGUCUAAUAAUCUAUGGGCUCAGCCAUGCAACUACUACGAAGGACUGAUGGCGGCAUGUGUCCACUUGUGGUUGGCCUAAGCUUACGCAGUGUUUGGGAAGUCGGAUGAUGAGGGCAGGAAAAUCCAGUCGGCCGGGGCUGGCAUUGCAGCGUGUGAGCCAUCUGAGUUUGGGCCUCUGCCCUCACCAGCUCUCAUUACUCACAUCCUGGGCUUCUCCCUGACUCAGUUGUGCCUGUCACCUCCCUGAUCCAGGCCAGUGCACACACUCCUCCAGUCUGGAAACCUUUCUACUGACAUUUUUCUCCUACUUUAUCCUUUAGGUCUCAGGUAAAUGUCACUCAUCAGGUGAGGCCUUCCUGAGCACUGUUUGGAUCAGCUCAGUAGAUGAAGUGCGUGCCUUCAACGGUGCAUCACAGCUCGUUAGCCUGCGGUCCAGGGCCUGCCUGGGCAGACCACCUUCCUUUUUUGUUCUGUGAACUAAGAAUGGUUUUCACAUAUUUGAUGGUAGCAAAAAAGUUUUAAAAAUACUGUUUGUGGAUAUGCUAAAACAUCUUUAGAGUUUUUAAAAAUCUUUGUUUUGAGAGAGGGUCUCACGUAGCUGAGACUGGUCUUGAACUCACCGCGUUGUGGUUCAUUGUCCUGGACCUUCUGAUUUUCCUGCUUGUACUUCCCUAGUGCUGGGGUUUCAGGUGUACACUACCAGAUCUCAUUUUCCAUGGUGCUGGAAUGAAACCCUGAGUUUUGCCCAUGUUAGUCUGCAUUGCCCCAACUGACUUGCAUCCCCAGCCUUGGGCGUUAUAACCUUACAUGAAGUUCAUGUUUCACUUUCUAGAGUGGAGUGUUAUUAGAACGUGGGCUCACCAUGUUUACAUAUGUCUGUGGCUGCUUCUGUUGGAAAAUGGCAGCACUCAGUGUUUGUAGCAGAGGCCAAAUUUUCUACAGCGCUUACAGCAUUUACUGUCUGGCCAUGCACAGGAAAGGUCUACCAUCUGGCCUGAACACGAAGGGCCAGAGAGAAGAAACUAUUGAAAUCAUCCUGUUGGGAGGUGAAAGGUGGCUGCCUCAGGCCAAUACCCUGACGUUGGAGAGGGUGGAGCCUGGGAUCCAGCCUGACAGAGCAAGCAACUUCCCCGACUUCUCUCUGCACAUCCCACACCUCACUCCCUGCCGGCCAGAUUUUCCUGUGUGAACACCUUUGCUUUACCAGCAAACCAACUCUUCCUCAAGCUUCUCCAGUGGCUCCGGCCUCCUCAGCUUCAUCUUUCCAGAGGUGACGGGAAAAGGUUCUGGGUGUGACGUGCUUGGAGAAGCAGUUGGAUCUGUGCUCAGUGAAGUGCUUGAGGGGGAGAGAGCCUGUGCAAGUGGCUCCUGCCUGAGAGGUCAAGUGGAUGAUUGCUUUAACUUCCUGUUUUGAUCUGUAUCUGGGGAUGCGGCUCUGAGAAGUGGCCAUCCAAAUAUGUGGAUGAACUGGCUGCCAGUUGGACAUCUCAGCUAUCUCUGUGCAUCAUGGAGUGUUGUAAUAUCAAGAAAUAGGAGAAAAUUCAACCAUGGCCCCAAGGAAGAGAGGCGGAAGGGGGAUUUCAUUUAUCUUUUGCUGUUUCCGAAACAAUGACCACCCAGAAAUCACAUAUCGGCUUAGGAAUGAUAGCAACUUUGCACUUCAGACAAUGGAGCCAGCACUGCCCAUGCCCCCUGUGGAGGAGCUGGAUGUCAUGUUCAGUGAACUUGUGGAUGAACUCGACCUCACAGACAAACAUAGGGAGGCCAUGUUUGCACUUCCAGCAGAGAAAAAGUGGCAGAUAUACUGUAGCAAGAAAAAGGACCAGGAAGAAAACAAGGGAGCAACAAGUUGGCCCGAGUUCUACAUUGAUCAGCUCAAUUCCAUGGCUGCUAGAAAAUCUCUGCUGGCUUUAGAGAAGGAAGAAGAAGAAGAGAGGAGUAAAACCAUCGAGAGUCUAAAGACAGCACUGAGGACAAAGCCCAUGAGGUUUGUAACCAGAUUCAUCGACUUGGAUGGCCUGUCAUGUAUUCUCAACUUUCUGAAGACCAUGGACUAUGAGACCUCCGAGUCUCGGAUACAUACCUCCCUCAUUGGCUGUAUAAAGGCACUAAUGAACAACUCUCAAGGCCGGGCCCACGUCCUGGCUCAUUCUGAGAGUAUUAAUGUAAUUGCUCAGAGUCUGAGCACAGAGAACAUUAAAACAAAGGUGGCCGUGCUGGAAAUCCUGGGCGCUGUGUGCCUGGUUCCUGGGGGCCACAAGAAAGUUCUGCAGGCUAUGCUGCACUAUCAGAAGUAUGCCAGCGAGAGAACCCGCUUCCAGACGUUAAUCAACGACUUGGAUAAAAGCACUGGGCGCUAUCGGGAUGAAGUGAGUCUCAAGACUGCCAUCAUGUCGUUCAUCAAUGCAGUGCUGAGCCAGGGAGCCGGAGUGGAGAGUUUGGACUUCAGACUCCAUCUUCGCUACGAAUUUCUGAUGCUAGGAAUUCAGCCUGUUAUAGAUAAAUUAAGGGAACAUGAGAAUUCAACACUAGACAGGCACUUAGACUUUUUUGAAAUGCUCCGAAAUGAAGAUGAACUAGAAUUUGCCAAAAGAUUUGAACUGGUUCACAUAGACACAAAAAGCGCCACUCAGAUGUUUGAGCUGACCAGGAGGAGGCUCACCCACAGCGAAGCCUACCCCCACUUCAUGUCCAUUCUGCACCAUUGCCUGCAGAUGCCUUACAAGAGGAGUGGUAACACAGUCCAGUACUGGCUGCUGCUAGACAGAAUCAUACAGCAGAUAGUUAUCCAGAAUGACAAAGGACAAGACCCCGACUCCACACCUCUGGAAAACUUUAAUAUUAAGAACGUCGUAAGAAUGCUGGUUAAUGAAAACGAAGUUAAGCAAUGGAAAGAGCAAGCAGAGAAGAUGAGGAAAGAGCACAAUGAGCUACAACAGAAGCUGGAGAAGAAAGAGAGAGAAUGUGAUGCCAAGACCCAAGAGAAGGAAGAAAUGAUGCAGACCUUAAACAAGAUGAAGGAGAAGCUGGAGAAGGAGACCACUGAGCACAAGCAGGUUAAGCAGCAGGUGGCAGACCUCACGGCGCAGCUCCACGAGCUCAACAGGAGGGCCGUCUGUGCCUCAGUCCCAGGAGGACCCUCACCAGGAGCCCCAGGAGGACCCUUUCCUCCCUCUGGGUUGGGCUCUCUUCUCCCUCCCCCACCACCCCCUCUCCUUUCAGGUGGAGCACUUCCUCCUCCACCACCUCCCCUCCCUCCUGGGGGUCCUCCUCCUCCCCCAGGGCCUCCUCCCUUAGGAGGAAUCCUGCCACCUCCUGGUGCUCCAGUGAGUCUGACACUCAAGAAGAAAAAUAUUCCCCAGCCCACCAAUGCCCUGAAAUCCUUCAACUGGUCCAAGUUGCCUGAGAACAAAUUGGAAGGAACAGUAUGGACUGAAAUCGAUGAUACAAAAGUCUUCAAAAUUCUAGACCUUGAAGACCUAGAAAGAACAUUCUCUGCCUACCAAAGACAGCAGGAGUUCUUUGUGAACAAUAACUCCAAGCAGAAAGAAGCAGAUGCCAUUGAUGACGCACUGAGUUCCAAACUUAAAGUCAAAGAGCUGUCAGUGAUUGAUGGUCGGAGAGCUCAGAAUUGCAACAUCCUUCUGUCGAGGUUGAAGUUAUCCAAUGACGAAAUCAAGCGAGCAAUUCUAACAAUGGAUGAACAGGAGGACCUGCCCAAGGACAUGUUAGAACAGCUUUUGAAAUUCGUGCCUGAGAAAAGCGACAUUGACCUGCUAGAAGAACAUAAACAUGAGUUGGACCGGAUGGCCAAGGCUGAUCGCUUCCUGUUUGAGAUGAGCAGAAUUAAUCAUUACCAGCAACGACUGCAAUCACUGUACUUCAAAAAGAAGUUUGCAGAGCGUGUGGCCGAAGUGAAGCCCAAAGUAGAAGCGAUCCGCUCCAGCUCAGAGGAGGUACUCAGGAGCAGUGCCCUCAAGCAGCUCCUGGAGGUGGUUCUGGCUUUUGGAAAUUAUAUGAAUAAAGGACAAAGAGGCAAUGCAUAUGGAUUCAAGAUCUCCAGCCUCAACAAGAUUGCAGAUACAAAAUCCAGUAUUGACAAGAACAUUACCCUCUUGCACUAUCUAAUAACCAUUGUGGAGAAUAAGUACCCCAAGGUCCUGAAUCUCAGCGAAGAGUUGCGGGAUAUUCCUCAAGCAGCGAAAGUGAACAUGACUGAGCUGGACAAAGAGAUCAGCACCUUGAGGAGUGGCCUGAAAGCUGUGGAGACGGAACUUGAGUAUCAAAAGUCUCAGCCCCCGCAGCCUGGAGACAAGUUUGUGUCUGUUGUCAGCCAGUUUAUCACCCUGGCGAGCUUCAGCUUCUCAGACGUAGAAGAUCUUCUAGCAGAAGCUAAAGAGCUGUUCACUAAAGCAGUGAAGCACUUUGGGGAAGAGGCUGGCAAAAUCCAGCCAGAUGAGUUCUUUGGGAUCUUUGAUCAGUUUCUUCAGGCUGUGACAGAAGCGAAACAGGAAAAUGAGAACAUGAGGAAAAGGAAGGAGGAGGAGGAGCGGAGGGCUCGCCUGGAAGCUCAGCUCAAAGAGCAGCGGGAGAGGGAGCGGAAGAUGAGGAAGGCCAAGGAGAGCAGUGAAGAGAGUGGCGAGUUUGACGACCUGGUCUCGGCUCUGCGCUCAGGAGAGGUGUUCGACAAAGACCUUUCAAAACUCAAACGGAACCGGAAACGCAUUUCCAACCAGGUGACGGACAGCAGCCGCGAGCGACCAAUCACGAAACUUAAUUUUUAGUUUCCUUGCAUCUUUUUCUAGAAAGCGCCGUAGCAGCCCUUUGGAGUGACUAGAACUUUUCAUUACACUGCCUUUCGAUCCAAAACAGUGGCGAUUUCUUCUCUCAUCUGUGAGUGAAGGUGUGAAUGUGUGUGUAAAUGUAUGUGUAUAUAUGUGAAAAUGUACAUACAAGUCUUAAGUGUUGUCCGGGGACCUAUGUGUAUGCUUAAAAAGUUCAUGUUAAUGUGUGCACCCAGAAACUCUUUGUGUAUGCAUUCAUAUUUCCCUGAACACCAUGCCUGUUCAGAAGCACAAUACUCUCUCCUGAAACAGAUGACAGACAUUCCUUUAAAGGGGGGUGGGGGGAGGAAAGAAGAAGUUAAGAGAAGCUUGUCUUGUGAAGUAUUUUAUGGUUCCCACAGUUGAUGUAGUGAGGCGAUUUUCACUGGUGGAAAAGGAAUUGGAACAGACUGGGCUGAGCUCAGCGCUCGUGGGCGAGGCACCGCGCCCACAUCAGUGAGUGACUAGCGAGCGGAACAGCUCUGAGGUUCCGAUGCUGCUGUUGGGGUACACACUUGCCUGGGGUACAAACGUCUGUUGAGAACAUCUUGCACACAUUCAUAUCAUGUAGGGUGUCAUUCACACUUCGUUUAUACAUUUAAAACUUGAACACCAAUUUCCCCCUAAUUUCAUCGAUUUUUCUGCCAAGUGCUCUUGAUGACUUCUUCCUUUGGUUUUGUUUUUGUUUUUUUGGAAACACACUUUCUAAAUGAUGCCUCCUGGAUCCUGGGUUAGGGCCAGAAUUGCCAGAGCCUCCUCACUGACCUAACAAUACAGUUCUGUAGACCUGACAAAUGAAAUUUCCCACCGAGACUUAGUGGAAGAACCCUGAAGAGUGUUCUUAAAGGCAUAGGGGUGCUUUAUGGGGUGUCUUCUGUUUUCUGUAUAGGCCGAGCUGCAUGUCCUGGGAUAAAGGGCAUUCAUAUGGACACGAAAUGUCAACAGUAUCUACAGGGAUGCUCAGAUCUAUUUAUCUCAAAAAUAUUUGAAGUGAUCGCUGUUACGUGUUGUCAUUUUAAAUUGUGUGUCAGUGACGCUACCUGUACAAUUUCAGUCCAAAAAAUAAAGCUCUCAGGGAGAAAUGAUAAAAAAAAAAAAAAACAAAAAAAAAAAAACAAUGAGCAGUAGAAAAUAAAAUAUGGACGCUUACCACUGGCCUGCCAACUCCUAGUAUCCUUAACUUAUGUGGUAUGUAAAGAGGACUGUUACUACUUUUCUUUUGCUUUAUUUAUUUGUACCAGGGUGUGGGGAGGGACUAGCGUUUUCUCUUUGUUCUCCUUCUGUCCUUCUGUGGCUGGGUUUCCUGUGGAGAGAGUAGUUUUCCCUAUUGCACUACAAUAUUAUUUACUCACUAAACUGAGGUUUUCAGUAAAGUAUCAACUGUUUAUUAAGCACUUACUAUGUACCGGGCAUAGUAGAGCUAUAGUGGUAGUAAGCAAGACAGAGUCCCUGCCCACCAAUGAAUUCUCACUCUAAAUGGGGUUUUCAGGGACGGUAGAAUACCAGUGUGCAUAGUACACAGGAACCAUACUAUUUAAAAAAUAAUCUCUAUGGACUAUAUUGUUUAGUGCAGAUGGCAAGGGAUCUGUGCUGUGUGAAAGCUGUGAAACAGUGCUCUAAGAAUUGUCAAGAGCUGUGGUUUUUACAUUUUUUGUUUUUCUUCAUCACAUACUUAGCAACUUUUCUACCCAUUAUGUAGAAGCAAAUAGCUCUUCACUAAGGCAGUCACAGGUGCAAAGCAGAGCUGACUCUCCCAGCCCCGAGCUAACCCCAGUCUGCAAGCAUCCUGGCAGUGGUGCCGAUGCAGACCUGGCUCGGGCCAGCCUGGGGAGGAGGAGCGGGGUGGAGUGAUGGAUUUCACUGUUCCUGAUCUAAAGUGCCUCUUUGUAUAUUCUUUUCUAUUGAUAGCAGGAAAAGUUUGGUCCAGCUCAGUUUUGGAACUGUGGAAAGAGACUCACACCAGAGAGCAAGUCUGUGUCGCAUGUCCCCUUGCCUUUCUUAGAAUCCUCCUCACUUCCAUGUAGCCCUCCUGGUAGGCCACCUUUGCCCUUCCCAGCUUCCGGUUUAUUUUCCUAAAGACUGUGCAGGUAACUUCAUGUGCCAUUGUUACAAAAAAAAAAAAAUGGACUUUUUAGACUGGUGCUGGUGUAAGUAGUCACUUUUCUCUCUUGAGUAUGUAUUUUAAAGAUUUUUUUAAAUAAUGCCAAAAAAAGAAAAGCAUUAUAAUUUCUAAACUUAAUCAAUGUCUCGUAUCUUACUAGCUUAGUAGUUGGACCCAUUUAGUCUUUAGAUGCAAGACUGUUGUUACAGAACCAAGGGAAAAAAAGGUGUCGUGUGUGCUAUGAGACUGUACAUUUUUUUAAAUAGCAAUAUGCAAUAAAGAUGACUUCACUGGG
Messenger RNA from Rattus norvegicus (Norway rat), 15400 nucleotides. Lineage: Eukaryota; Metazoa; Chordata; Mammalia; Rodentia; Muridae. The record is from RefSeq and is a predicted model, not a curated record.